Messenger RNA from Dinoponera quadriceps, 1152 nucleotides. RefSeq lists its product as uncharacterized. Bases 386 to 1009 code for a protein of 207 amino acids. Lineage: Eukaryota; Metazoa; Arthropoda; Insecta; Hymenoptera; Formicidae. Gene Ontology annotation, cellular component: Golgi membrane. The record is from RefSeq and is a predicted model, not a curated record. The transcript is spliced from 6 exons. Gene Ontology annotation, biological process: vesicle-mediated transport; protein secretion.
UACCGUUCUCAACCAAUCGUCAUCGGCCAGUGCAUCGGUGCUGGCCAAUGUGAUCUACGACGCGCGGCGAGGCCGGUUAUUAACGAUGCCAAGGUACUCGCCUUGAUCGACAAUGCUCGAAAUGCCGGUGAAACGCCGAACGUCACGUUACACUUGAGAGAAAAAAAAAAAACACCCGGACACGUCGCAGCAGACGACGCGCGCCGACACGGUGUCUGUCAACGUGCGAAACAUGGCGUCCGCAUCGUCGUAGCGUCCCUCGAAGCGUUCGAUUGUCCGUGUAGCGAAAUAGUCGUUUUGUUACGGAGGGGACUACCGGGAGUAAUAGUUCUAGUUGGCGAUAGUAGGUGGAAGAUCGUUUCAUUCGUUUUCCGUACCUUUACUGAUGGACGACGAUACGAUCGCUUUUGGCGAGGAGGAGGAGGAGGCUACCCAAAAUGUCAACAAGCUUAAACACCCGUAUGUUACGCUGUUUCACUUGGCCUUCAGGAUAGCAGCUGUAGUAGUUUAUCUGUUUUGCGGUUUGUUUUCCGAUAAUUUUAUAGCGAGCUUUGUAACUGUUGUACUACUUUUAUCGAUGGAUUUCUGGACAGUUAAGAAUAUUACCGGCAGAUUAAUGGUCGGCCUUAGAUGGUGGAAUUAUGUGGACGACGAUGGCAAGAGUCAUUGGAUUUUUGAGUCUAAGAAGGGUGCUCAACAGAAUCGCAUUAACGCAACCGAGGCGCGUAUCUUUUGGUUGGCUCUGAUCUUGUGCCCGCUUCUUUGGUCAAUACUCUUUAUCAUCGCGUUGUUCGGCGGCAAAUUCAAAUGGCUUUUGCUCAUCUGCAUCGCCAUUGUUUUGAACGGGGCUAAUCUGUACGGUUAUGUUCAAUGCAAAAUGGGAAACGACAGGAACAUCUCAGCAGCCACGAGUGAUUUCUUCAGGAAACAAGUGAUCCAAAAUGUGGCCUCGAUGAUGACAAGGAGUCCUCCGACAAGUAAUUCCAAUCAACCGACUAAUGUAAUAUAGAUCUAUACAUUUGUCAAACACGGUCAUGCGAAAUCUGUAUUCUCCUGCCGAAUAAUUUAACGAAUCUUUGCAAACGUUUGUACAUAAUGAUGUUAGGCAGUAUCUUCUAAGUAUUCUAUAAUAAAUCGUUAUUAUAACUUUUA